GGGCAGGCAACGUCGACUAGUUGUCUGCAGGCAAAGAUGGCGGUGCGGAAGAAAGACGGCGGCCCGAAUGUAAAAUAUUUCGAAGCGUCUGACACCGUUUCUCAGUUUGAUAAUGUCCGCGUGUGGCUGGGCAAGAAUUACAAAAAGUACAUCCAGGCCGAACCCCCCACUAAUAAGUCUCUAUCCAGUCUGGUGGUCCAGCUACUCCAGUUCCAGGAGGAGGUGUUUGGUAGACAUGUCAGCAACCCUCCACUCACUAAGUUGCCAAUGAAAUGUUUUCUGGACUUCAAGUCAGGAGGGGCUCUCUGCCACAUCCUGGCUGCUGCAUACAAGUUCAAGAGUGACCAAGGAUGGCGCAGGUUUGACUUCCAGAAUCCAUCGAGGAUGGACCGAAAUGUGGAGAUGUUCAUGACGAUUGAGAAGUCCUUAGUGCAGAACAACUGUCUGACUCGACCUGUCAUCUACCUGAGCCCUGACAUAGAACCAAAGCUGCUCGGAAAACUGAAGGAUAUCAUCAAAAGACAUCAGGGCUCAGUGACUGAAGAUAAGGCCUCUAGUUCCCAUGUAGUGGUGCCUAUUCCUACCAGUCUGGAGGAAGAGGAGUGGGUGCGUCCUGUGAUGAAGAGAGAUAAACAAGUUCUGCUUCACUGGGGAUAUUUUCCUGACAGUUAUGACACCUGGAUCCCAGCCAGUGAGAUUGAGGCUGCAGUGGAGGAUCCUCCCAGCCCGGAAAAGCCGAGGAAGGUCCAUGCAAAGUGGAUUUUAGACCUGGACCAGUAUAAUGAGUGGAUGAAUGAGGAGGACUAUGAGGUGGGAGAGGGCUGUCCAAAGAGAAAGAGGAUUUCAGCCAAAACCCUGACAGAUGAGGUGACCACACCAGACGAGCGGAGGGACAAGAAACCCGGCAGUGCCAAGAAGAGGAAGCGCUCACCAUCACCUUCCCCCACCCCUCCGCCUCAAGAGAGCAAGAAGAAGAACACCAAAAAAGGGCCAACAACUCCAUACACCAAAUCUAAACGAGGUCAGAGGGAGGAGGAACAGGAGGAUCUGUCCAAGGACCUGGAUGAAGCAUCACCUGUUGCAACAUCUGAAGAGGGAAACAAUUCAAAGACAAAUAACACCAAGAAAGACUCUGAUUCAACCCCGGUCAAGGGAGGGACAGAUAUGGAUGAGCAAGAGGAUGAGUCCAUGGAAACAACAGGAAAGGAAGAGGAGGAAGGCUCUCCGAGUGUGAAGGGUGAACCAGUGAAAGGCUCAGAUCUUCAUGAGGACAAUGUGACCGAGCAAACCCACCACAUCAUCAUACCAAGCUAUGCUGCCUGGUUCGACUACAACAGCGUUCAUGCCAUUGAGCGUAGAGCCCUGCCAGAGUUUUUCAAUGGGAAGAACAAAUCCAAAACCCCAGAGAUUUAUCUGGCAUACAGAAACUUCAUGAUUGAUACCUACCGGCUGAACCCUCAGGAGUAUCUGACCUCCACCGCCUGCCGCAGGAAUCUGGCAGGAGAUGUGUGUGCUAUCAUGAGAGUCCACGCUUUUCUGGAGCAGUGGGGUCUGAUCAACUACCAGGUGGACUCUGAAAGCCGACCUACACCCAUGGGCCCCCCACCCACCUCUCACUUCCACGUGCUGGCAGACACCCCCUCCAGUCUGGUGCCCCUGCAGCCCAAGACGUCUCAGGUCUGUACAAACGUGCACAAGCACACAGACAGACAUGUGCAAAUUUUUUUAUUUAUUUAUUUGUUUGACAUAUGUUCUUGUGUUGCUGUGGCCACACAGACACCUGCCACCCAGCAGAUGAUGCCAUUCCCAGAUAAGGUGAAGGAAAAGCCGGCUGAUCUGCAGAACUUUGGGCUGCGGACUGACAUGUACAGCAAGAAGACUGUAUCUGCAAAGAGCAAGAGUGCAGCAAGCUCUAUGAGGGAAUGGACAGAGCAAGAAACACUACUACUCCUGGAGGGCCUGGAAAUGUACAAGGACGACUGGAACAAGGUGUCUGAACAUGUGGGCAGUCGUACACAGGAUGAGUGCAUCUUGCACUUCCUGCGGUUGCCCAUUGAAGAUCCAUACUUGGAAGAUGGCUCCUCAUCACUGGGUCCACUGGCCUACCAACCAGUACCUUUCAGCCAAGCUGGCAACCCUGUUAUGAGCACUGUGGCCUUCCUCGCUUCCGUAGUUGACCCACGUGUGGCCUCAGCUGCAGCCAAAUCUGCUCUCGAGGAGUUUUCCCGUAUGAAGGAGGAGGUUCCUGCAGCACUUGUUGAGGCUCAUGUGCGGCGGGUGGAGGAGGCAGCGAGGGUCAGUGGCAGGCAGGAUCCUCUGUAUGGUCUGGAAGGUAGCGGCAUCGCAGGCACCGGGCUGGAGGAGGGAGACAGGCCUGAUGAAAGCAGUGAUGAAAGUAAGAGUGACAGCCAAUCAAGUGAGGAGAAGAAAGAUGCUAAGGACAGCAAAGAUGGAGCAGUGGAAGAAGAGGAAAAACAGGCAGAAAAUGGAAAAAAAGAGGAAGACAGAGGAAGAGAAGCUGAAGGAGAGAGGGAGGCGGACAAAACAGAGUCUGAUGCGGGCGAAGGGGAGAAGGAGAAAGAUGGAAAAGAGGGCACAGAGGAAGGGCAAAGAGACGGAGAGAGCGAAGGAGAAAGAAAGGCUAAGGUGGAGCGUGACGUGGGAGAAGGGAACCUGGCAACUGCUGCUGCCUCCGCAUUAGCAGCCGCUGCUGUCAAAGCCAAGCAUUUGGCUGCAGUGGAAGAGAGGAAGAUCAAAUCUCUGGUGGCUCUGCUGGUGGAGACCCAAAUGAAGAAGCUUGAGAUUAAACUGCGGCACUUUGAAGAACUGGAGACCAUCAUGGAUAGAGAGAGGGAGGCUCUGGAGUACCAGCGACAGCAGCUGCUGGCCGAUCGUCAGUCCUUCCAUAUGGAGCAGCUGAAAUAUGCCGAGAUGAGGGCUCGCCAGCAGCACUUCCAGCAGAUUCAGCACCAGCAGCACAGCCAGACCGGAGGCUCUCACUCCAACCAGGCCACCUCAGGCCCCCCACCCCAAGGUCUCUCUGGAAGUCAGCAAGCCCCCAGCACACCAGCACCGCCGGCGGCCCCCAGCCCUGCACCACCAGCCUCUUCAGCCCCAGCGUCCGAGUCCCAACCAGCCCCAGGUGCUCACGCGUCACCCCCCUGCCCACCAGGCCAGGCUCCUACAACUCACUCCAGCUCCAGCACUACACCAGUUCUCCACGAGCCCAGCGCCCCUCUACCUGGGGAGGCAAUCCAUCCCUCAGCUCCUGUCCCUCCUCCACAAUGAGAAAAAAAAAUCCUGAGAAUCCAAAUGACUGACCACUUCAAACCCUGCCUGUAUCAUGAGAAAUGAAGAAAUCAUAAACGGAAGGAAGAAAACACGUUUUACAUUUUUUAGCUUUUCUUUUCUGUUUUGUUUCCAACAAGACAAUUAAUGUGUGACAGAAAAACUAACAAAUGAGUCCACCUCUUCACUGGCUGUUCAAAAAGAAGUCCUUUUCAAAUUGAAUUGACUCCUGAGGAAAGUUGAUUUCGAUCCUCUGUGGUCGACUGGACAGCAACAUCUCAAGUCAGAAAUUUAAGCUCAACACCACAGAUCUGGUAAACUUUAAUGGUCUUACCAACACGCUAGCACUAAAGGAGACAAAGAGAAAAGACUCAUCUCAUGUUUUCAGUAUUUUGGAAAUUGUUGCAUUUAUUUUCCUGCAACAGUUUGACACCGUGUUUCAUACUCUCUCCAGAAGCCCCUCCAUGCUCUGUAGGUACGUAUUGAAAUACAUGUAAGAAAAAAAAUGCACUUUUAUUAUGUUUCCCAAGGUCUCGCUGAAAGACUUGAAGCAUCCAUCAAAUUGAACUUAGCACUUAUAUCUGUUUUUUUGUCUUAAAUAUUUUUUCCUACCGAAGGUUUUUCCUCUACUUUUGUUUGUUACGCAGACAAAUGGUCACUCUACAGGGUCGGGUCAGAAGGUUAUGUGUCUGAAACUAAUAAAAAAAAGUCUAUAAUGAAGGGAAAAACAGUAAAUAAAAGACGCCAUCUUGAAAUUAAAUUAAAUUAGUUUGGAAGCAGUUUAAGAAAGUGUACUGUAAACUGGAUUUGCUGUUACAAACACACCUUUUGAUACUCUGUAAUGAAGAAAUACUGUGGAAAUUAUUUGAAAGUACUGACAGCUUGAGGUCCUGUAAAGACCUCCCUUUGAAUAUCUUAAAAAAAUCCCCAUGCUUUCCAGCAGCACUUAGAAAAAAAAAAGAUUUCAGUGUGGCGCUUCAUGUUUUACAAGUGUGGAUGAGCUUGUA
Molecule: messenger RNA, 4295 nt
Organism: Melanotaenia boesemani (Boeseman's rainbowfish)
Lineage: Eukaryota; Metazoa; Chordata; Actinopteri; Atheriniformes; Melanotaeniidae
Gene: smarcc2
Product: SWI/SNF related, matrix associated, actin dependent regulator of chromatin, subfamily c, member 2
Exons: 25
Coding region: 37-3288 (1083 amino acids)
Biological process (GO): positive regulation of DNA-templated transcription
Cellular component (GO): SWI/SNF complex; npBAF complex; nBAF complex
Molecular function (GO): histone binding; nucleosomal DNA binding
Source: RefSeq, a predicted model, not a curated record